Messenger RNA from Coccinella septempunctata (seven-spotted ladybird), 3939 nucleotides. RefSeq names its product unconventional myosin ID (gene Myo31DF). The record is from RefSeq and is a predicted model, not a curated record. The coding region runs from base 220 to 3285 and encodes 1021 amino acids. The transcript has 14 exons. Gene Ontology annotation, biological process: vesicle transport along actin filament; actin filament organization. Gene Ontology annotation, cellular component: actin cytoskeleton; cytoplasm; vesicle. NCBI's taxonomy places the organism in Eukaryota, Metazoa, Arthropoda, Insecta, Coleoptera, Coccinellidae. Gene Ontology annotation, molecular function: microfilament motor activity; actin filament binding; ATP binding.
GUUGACAAAUUUCAGUCGUUUGAAAGCGUGUUUGGGGGUAUGACGUUGACGUUUAGAGCCGCAUUCAAAACUUGACAUUUGCUCAACGUAUUCGGUUGACCCCACACAGGUGUUGUGAUAAAAUCAACGUGUUGUCUUAGUAAACAAAGAACUUCGAAGCUUAUCCUCAUACUUAUGAAAUAAUGCUUAAUUGAAUCGACGUUGUGCGAAAAUAUCAGAAUGUCUACUACUCAACAGCCUGUAGGUGUUGGCGAUUUCGUCCUUUUGGACAAAAUCGACUUGGAGAAUUUUAUGAAUAACUUGGAACUCAGGUUCAAAAAUGGUAAAAUCUACACGUACAUAGGGGAGGUGUGUGUUUCAGUCAAUCCCUACAGAACUAUGAACAUUUACGACAAUGCUCACGUAAAUCAAUAUAAAGGAAGGGAAUUGUUCGAAAAUCCUCCACACAUAUUCGCGAUAGCUGAUGCUUCGCACAAAGUGAUGAAACAACAGGGUAGGGACACUUGCAUAGUCAUAAGCGGAGAAUCCGGAUCUGGAAAAACGGAAGCCUCGAAAAUUAUAAUGAAAUACAUCGCUGCUGUGACGAAUCAAGGUGGACUGAAGGAUAUCGAACGUGUGAAGAACAUCCUGAUCCAAUCGAACUCGAUAUUGGAGGCGUUCGGGAACGCCAAGACGAACAGGAACGAUAAUUCGUCCAGAUUCGGAAAGUACAUGGACAUCCAUUUCGAUUUCAAGGGGGACCCUAUUGGCGGUCACAUCAAUAAGUAUCUGUUGGAAAAAUGCCGCGUCAUUUAUCAGCAGAAUGGCGAGAGGAAUUUCCACUGCUUCUAUCAGCUUCUUUCCGGAUGCAGCGACGAAACCUUGAAGAAACUGAACCUAUCCAGAAACCCCACCGAUUACUUCUACGUCAAACAAGGUAACGCCACCAGGGUGAGCACCAUAAACGACAAGAGCGAUUUCAAAGACGUCACCCACUCCAUGAACACGCUGGAUUUCAACAAGCAAGAACAGGAUUCAAUAUGGCGGGUGGUGGCGGCCAUCUUGCACCUGGGCAACGUGGAGUUCACGAAAAGCGACGACAAGCUGUCGGUGAAGGACAACAGAUCGGUGGAGUACGUCGCCACGCUGCUGCAGGUGGAGAGAAGGGAGUUGGAGAGGGCGCUGUGCGAGAGGGUCAUAGCGGCCAGGGGUGACAUCAUGAGGAAGGAGCACACGGAGAGCGAGGCGAACUACGGCAGGGACGCGCUCGCCAAGGCCGUCUACGACAGGCUCUUCAGUUGGAUCGUGGAAAGGAUCAAUUCGGCCAUAUCCGUGGACGACAGUAACUACCAGUACAAGUACAAGAGCUCGCUGAUUGGGGUGUUGGACAUAUACGGUUUCGAAAUUUUCGAUAACAACAGUUUCGAGCAGUUUUGCAUCAAUUACUGUAACGAGAAGCUGCAGCAGCUGUUCAUUGAAUUGGUAUUGAAACAAGAGCAGGAAGAAUACAAUAGGGAAGGUAUAGAAUGGCAGAAUAUAGAUUAUUUCAACAACCAAAUCAUCUGCGACUUGGUGGAAGCCCAACAUACAGGUAUCUUAUCCAUCAUGGACGACGCCUGCAAAAUGACCGCUGAAAGGGUAACCGAUGAACUACUCCUGGAAAAUAUGGAUAAAAAACUGAAGGGGCACCAACAUUACUGCUCUAGACAGUUGAAACCCGCGUUUAAACAGCUGAGGCACAAGAUCGACUUCAGGAUCACCCAUUACGCCGGCGAGGUGACUUAUUGCAUCAACGGUUUCCUCGACAAGAACAAGGACACCCUAUUCCAGGACUUCAAGAGGUUGCUGUACAGUUCCAAGGAUCCGAACUUGAGGAGCAUGUGGCCGGAAGGAUCCCAGCACAUUUCGGAGACGACGAAAAGGCCGGCGACCGCGGGUACCUUAUUCAAGAAUUCUAUGCAAGAACUGGUCAAGAAUCUGUUGAGCAAGGAACCGCACUACGUUCGAUGCAUCAAACCCAACGAGAUGAAAUCGCCAUCGGCAUUCGACGAGGAAAGGGUGAAGCACCAGGUCAGCUACUUGGGUUUGGUGGAGAACGUUAGGGUUAGGAGGGCGGGUUUCGCCUAUAGGCAGCGAUACGACAGAUUCUUGAAGAGGUAUAAAAUGAUAUCCCAAUUCACCUGGCCUAACUUCCGCGCCGGCCUAGAGAAGGACGGAAUCAAGAUAAUAAUGGACGAGAGAGGUUUCAGCAAGGACGUGAAGUACGGAAAGACCAAGAUUUUCAUCAGAUCGCCCAGGACCAUCUUCGCUCUGGAGAGCGCUAGGAACGAACUCAUCCCGGGCAUCGCAACCCUCAUCCAGAAGACUUGGAGGGGUUACCGCGCCAGACAGCACUACAAGAAGAUGAGGGCCGCCUUGGUCAUGAUCAAGGCCUACCGACUGAAGAAGACGCGCUGCUACGUGAACGCGCUACAGAAGAAACUUGGCCACGUCAAAACGGCCAAGGACUACGGGAAGAGCAUAAUAUGGCCGGCGCCGCCGCUGACCAUGCGCGAAUCCACGAAGAUCCUUCGGGCGAUGUUCAACAGAUGGCGCGCGUACAUGGUACUGAAGAAGAUACCACAGGUGCAGUGGCCGGAGAUGAAGCUGAAGAUCAUGGCGGCCAGCGCCCUGUUGCACAAGAGGUCGAACUGGGGCGUCUCCAGGAAAUGGGAGGGUAACUACCUCAGCAAGCACGCGGAAAAUAUCAAUUACACGCCCUUCAACGACGCCGUCAACAAUCUGAAGAACAGCCAGCACUUCAGCUCGGUGCUGUUCUCGUCGUUCGUCACGAAAUUCAAUAAGUUCAACAAGGUGGCUGAAAGGGUGUUACUCAUAACCGACAUGUACAUUUUCAAGUUGGACAACUUGAAGUUUAGAAACAUGAAGGAGGGUGUGGCGAUAAAAGAACUAACGGGCAUAACCGUCAGUCCCGGCAACGAUCAGCUGAUUGUUCUUCAUUGUCCUGGCGGCAAUGAUCUCCUGGUUUCGCUGCAUUGCGAUUCCCAAGACGACAGGAUCGGCGAGCUUCUGGGUAUAAUCUUGAGCAGAUACGUACAAUUAACCAAUAACGAACUACCAGUUAACGUAAGCAAAACUAUAUCUUGCUCCUUGGGUGGCAAGAAAAAGGUGAUAAAUAUUCAAGGGAGUUCGGAAGUUACUGCACCCACCUUCAGGAAAGGGUCGAGCAACACCAUACUUUACAUGCUUCCAUCGAACUAUGCCAUAGUGGAAAAUGGUAACGGAAAUAAUUAUAUAAAAUGCUGAACGUAUUAGUGAGACGUUUCCGUUUCUAAAAAACUAAUGUAUUGAAACAAAUGUGAUUUUUAAGAUGAUAAAUUCAAAUAUUUUACAUAAUUAUCCCUGAGCUAUUAUUAGUUGAACUUUAUUUAUUGUUAAGUACAAAAAAUCGUUUCUUUAACUGUUAUUUUUCCUUCAGUUUUUUUAUAGGAAGAAAUGGGUUUGAAGCAGAAAAUUCAAGGCCAAAAUUGUUAUGAUUUCGAUUGUUCUCAUUUUUAAACACAUUGAAAUAUCGAAUGGAACCUUUGUUUUAGUUUUCGGAAAUAUAUUUCGAGGAUCAUAAAAUAGUUAGAUGAGAUUCGAUGAUGUUUUUUUCUAUCUGGUGCCUUUAUUGUUGGAUAUUUUAAAGUUUUGAGGUUAGGUGCAGUAUGUCGCAAGACAUUCUGACUGUUGUGUACUUACUAAAAAAAUUACAAAGCAACAAUAAUAAUAAUCGUAUUUUUAUAUAGUUCGAUCUAUGCUUGCUGUUCCGUGAUCAAUGCAACAAGAGUAUUUUCAAAUGGAUGAUAUACAUGGUUGUCACUUUUUGUAUAUUUUUGAUGUUAUUUUAGAGAAAUCGGAUUUAAUAAGUGCCAUUAUUGUAUACAUUAUUAUUGUGCCUUAUUAAAUAUGAAAUAUUAA